Molecule: messenger RNA, 3878 nt
Organism: Phasianus colchicus (ring-necked pheasant)
Lineage: Eukaryota; Metazoa; Chordata; Aves; Galliformes; Phasianidae
Gene: PDXK
Product: pyridoxal kinase
Biological process (GO): pyridoxal 5'-phosphate salvage
Cellular component (GO): cytosol
Molecular function (GO): pyridoxal kinase activity
Source: RefSeq, a predicted model, not a curated record
AGGGGCGGGCAGGCGCGUGACGCCCGCGCCCCGCCUCCCGCUGCCGCUUUUGCUGCUCCCGGCGCCGCCGCCGCGUCGGCCCAGCGUGGGCUGGCGGCGGAGCUGCAGUCAUGGAGCCGGAGCGCGAGUGCCGGGUGCUGUCCAUCCAGAGCCACGUCGUGCGCGGCUACGUGGGCAACAAGGCGGCCACCUUCCCCCUGCAGGUUUUGGGAUUUGAAGUUGACACAGUGAAUUCUGUCCAGUUUUCAAACCACACAGGUUAUGCCCACUGGAAGGGUCAGGUAUUAAAUUCUGAUGAACUUCACGAACUGUAUGAAGGACUUAAGCUGAACAAGGUCAACCAAUAUGAUUAUGUACUCACAGGAUAUACAAGAGACGCAUCAUUUCUUGCAAUGGUGGUGGAUAUCGUCCAAGAGUUGAAGCAACAGAAUUCUAACCUAGUAUAUGUGUGCGAUCCAGUGAUGGGAGACAAAUGGAAUGGAGAAGGCUCCAUGUAUGUGCCUAAAGAUCUCCUCCCAGUCUAUAGGGACAAAGUUGUACCUGUUGCUGAUAUAAUUACUCCUAACCAGUUUGAGGCUGAGUUACUUACUGGGAGGAAGAUUUACACAGAAAAAGAUGCUUUAGAGGUAAUGGAUAUGCUCCAUGCCAUGGGACCAGAGACUGUGGUGAUAACCAGCUCAGAUCUACAGGCACCGCUAGGAAACGACUACCUGAUUGCUUUGGGAAGCUACAGGAAAACUAAUGCAGAUGGCACCAAGAUAACACAGAGAAUUCGAGUGGAAUCUCCUAAAGUGGAUGCUGUCUUUGUUGGAACAGGAGACUUGUUUGCUGCUAUGCUUUUGGCAUGGACACAUAAGCAUCCAAACAACUUGAAGGUGGCAUGUGAAAAGACUGUGUCAGCCAUGCAACAUGUUCUGCAGAGGACCAUUAAGAGUGCAAAAGCACAAGCUGGAGAAGGAAACAAACCAAACUCAGCCAAUCUGGAACUGAGAAUGGUCCAAAGCAAAAAGGACAUAGAGAACCCAGAAAUCAUAGUGAAAGCUACUGUGUUAUAAAGGCUGUAUGUCUCCAGCAACGCACAAUGUAUUGAUGUCCUCAUUUUUUUCCUGUAAAUUGUAAUAUUUGCCUUAGAUCUGUGACAGAAACCUGACUUUCAUGAAAUAGUGCCCAGCAUAGGCAGAUAUCCACUCUCAAACAUAUGUGCUGGCCUUGCUCGAUUUUAAAAACAAAACAGAGUCAGUAUGCAUUAAAGCAUAUUACCAGGUAUCAAAAUGGCUGUCAAAUUCACUUUAUUUGUGUAAUUUCCCAGGGCAAGAGAGUACAAUGUUCCUGCCUUGCCAAAGACUUCAGAUGUGAAUUUGCUAAUGGAAUGCUUGACUGACUGGAGAAUAUAUUUCAAGACGGCAUCUAGUGCCAACGGAGCUUGCUACAAGCUCCCUUUUCCUAGAGAGAUAUGGUUACCUACUCUGGUAUUCAGUAUCUCAGCUGCUACGAAACUAAGCAGGGUUAAAACUACACACAAAGCUCUGGAUGUGUGUAGAGGUACUUUGAAGAUGUUUGGCAUUUAAGUACUCUGAAGUGACCUUGAGGUGUCUGUCAUUAAUGUUACUGAUAACUGCUCCUGUUUCUUGUCUUAUGAACAGCUGCACAUUUUCAGUUUUCGCAGGUACUGGCUGCUAAUUUCUGAUGUCCACUGGUGCCCUCAUGUUUUUCUUCCAAAACUCUGCUUCAGAAAUACUUUCAUUAAUAAGAACAUAUUCAUUCAGUAGCACUGACUACAAGUUUGUAGAUUUACCUCUGAGGCCAGGCUUGAUGCUUUGUUUUUUUUUUUAACUAAGGACAAAUGUUAUUUAAGGACAAAAGAGAAAGCAGCUCCUACUCUGAAGGCUGACAGCAAUUAUUUUUCUUCAUGGAUGUAUUUACACUGUGUAGAGUGCUUCCACUUAGCAAUAGUGAGCACUAUUGGCAGCUUAUCAACGAAGCAAUGUGGUAACAGCAAUACAUGUGGCUUAGGAAAUUGCAAAUGUUUACCAAAUUCAGGACAGCAUACAAAAUUUGUUCAUAAUGUAAUUCUCUGUAACUCUGUAACACUCUGAGAUCACAGAAAUAUGUUCUUAUUUAUCUCUUGAACAUUUUUCAUUUCAAAAUUCAACUUCAUUAGCCUUCAAAAUGGAUGUUUUACUAAUUUCAGUGUCUAGUAUAUCACAGCCACAUAAUGCACCAGUAGAAAGAUAGGCUGACAAGUACUGAACACUCCUAGCUCCUGUUGAUUUCUGUAUGGGACUGAAGUUCUCACUUCUCCCAAGGGGAGAUCUGGUGUGUUUUUAGAUCCAAAUUCAGUUGAUAUUUUUUCCUUAGAUGUCAUAGGCAGAUAAAAAUUUCACUUCUGCUUGAAGCAGAUUUCUUCAUGAAGCAAAUUCGCAUUAGGGGAACGAGCAGCUCUGGGCCUUUCUUGAUGAUGUGAAAUUCACUGUUGGAUGUCUGCCAGAUACGUUUCCUGCCCUGUUCCUCAUCACACCUGCUUAAUUGUCACUUGCAUAAUGUGGGAGUCCCCAGCAGAGCUGGUCUGGAGAUUGCUUUUGCCACUGCAGACUUCAUUUACCCCACCAUUUUGUGGAUAUUGAUGUUGUAGAAGUUGAAUGGUUUCACUUAGUGGAGGAGUAAUUUAUUCUUAAAGUUACUUUUAAUUCAAGAGAUUUUUAUUUUUAGAGUAAGAUUUUAUAAUUAAUGUACUUCUGAAAUCCCUCAUUUUCAGUACCUCUAAAGCAAAUGAGGUAUUUCAAAUGAAAUUGAAGAGAUGAGCACACUUUGCAGUAUAUGUAAGAGGCAAAACCCAGGUUUUUAGUCUCCUCAACUAAUACUGCUAUUUUCUCUCAUACAUUUGACAUUAAACAUUUAAAAAGAAAAGAGAUUCAAAUUUUAAGAAAAAAAAAGAAAACACAGAAGUGGACUACAAAAUGUGACUCUGCUGCCAUGGUUUAUAGUAAUCACUGCCAUGAAAUAACUUUCUAUGAAUAAUAAUAUUGGUGAUGUGAACUGUCACUAAAAUUAGCAGUCAGUAACAGAGAUGAAUUCAUGGCAGAAAGACAUGAACUGUCUUACCUGUGUGUGUAAAUCUGAUGGGAAGGAGUAAAAAGAGGGAGCCAUGCACUACUCGGUGUCUGGUGGGAAGAUGAGAGGCAAUGGGUGUAAAUCAAAAUACAGGAAAUUCUGCUGAAACAGAAUUAAAAAAAAAAAGAAAGAAAGAAAAAAAAAAAGAUUAUGAACGUGAAUGAACACUGAAGCAAGUUUCCCAGAGAGGUUGUGGAGUCACCAUCCUCGAGAGAUGUUCAAGCAUUGAGAUUCUGAAGCUCUUCACAUUAGGGGAUCAGCAGUAGAGAAAAGCUCCAAAUUGACCUUUUUUUUUCUUUUUUUCUUUUUUCUUUUUUUUUUUUUUCUUUUUAAGCAGUGUUAGCUAUGCACUGUCAAAAUUUGCUGUCAAAGAAACCCUAACCUGUUCUAAGACUGUACUACAGAAAAACCCUUUUAGAAAGGGUGACGCAGCACAAUUGUUUUUGGCACCAAAGAAGUAGGCUUUCAAAGGGGAACUGAGAGAAAGGCAGAUCUUUAUUUCAUUGAAAUAAGCUUGGAAUUUAGGAAAUAUAAAUGUACCUUACAAAGAAGGUUUUAUGUGUUAACCACAAUCAACCUUAAUCUUAGCAUAGAAGAGAAAGUGAGGUGUUUUCUGAGCAGCUUACACCCAUCAGAUGUGAUCUCUACCUACUGUUUCAAAGAAAGGAGAGUCGCUCCAGUAAUCCAUACCUUUCUUGAAAUCUAUGGCAUAGCCAUGCUGUUCAAGGGAUGGACACAGUAAGGGUAGCUUCAGGGGAAAAAAAAAA